Messenger RNA from Hippocampus comes (tiger tail seahorse), 5221 nucleotides. RefSeq names its product SMG6 nonsense mediated mRNA decay factor (gene smg6). Bases 89 to 4459 code for a protein of 1456 amino acids. Gene Ontology annotation, cellular component: telomerase holoenzyme complex. The transcript is spliced from 20 exons. Gene Ontology annotation, molecular function: protein binding; telomeric repeat DNA binding; telomerase RNA binding. Lineage: Eukaryota; Metazoa; Chordata; Actinopteri; Syngnathiformes; Syngnathidae. The record is from RefSeq and is a predicted model, not a curated record. Gene Ontology annotation, biological process: nuclear-transcribed mRNA catabolic process, nonsense-mediated decay.
GGGGCCCGGCUGUGUCCCGUGGCGGCCCCCGUAGCCGCGCUUGAAGUUGUUUUCUGUUUUGCUGCUGUUGGCGUGGAGGCUGACCAAGAUGGCGGAGCAGCUGGACCGAGUGCGAAUCUCGGCCGCCGAACUUCGAGCGUCCAGUUGUUCACUCGACCAAGAGGACGGUCACCUGCCCAACAAGCACCGGCGGCGUCCCGACUUGCAGCGCUACCAGCGAGUGCCCAGACAGGGACGCCGGCACCGCGACAGCGAGGAGGUGGAAAAUGCGCCGAGCGACCGCCGCGGAACGCCGCCGUCCAGCCCGCGCGAUCCCAAACCGAGGAACGGCAAAAAGAACCUCCCGCCGCACGCCGACGACAGGAUGCGAGGCGACAACGUUCACGCCCCCGACGUCAACAGCGAGGCCGCUCCGGACAAAGACGCGCCGGAAAAGCACGGCGUGAGCCGGGAGCCCGUCGGAGCCAGCAAGCCAAAGAAAGCCCGCAAACCCGACCGGGAAUUUUACCGGCCCGGAAGCCGCCGGGCCACGCCAGGGAAAGACUGCGACGGGGCGCCGGAGCUGGCUACGCCUCCGUCUGGGACUCACGAGCCCGACGCCGGCGAAAGGCAGGCAAAGGGGAAGGACAAAGACGAAAAAGCAAAACCCAAGGAGACCGUUCGCCAGGCAGCGGGAAAAAACACGAUGGAGAAACUGCUGAGCAAAGUGGAAAAACUCAGCGUCAAGGAGAACGCUUUCCGUGAAGACGGCGAGGACGCAGCCGGACGCGGAGGCAAAACCGCGGAUCGGGAAAGACGGAACGACGCGGCGAAGAGGGGGAACGGGCGCAGAAGAGCCGGCGGCGAGGACCAGAAAAGCCAGAAUGUCAUUGCGGGGCCCCGCCAAUGGGAAAAGGAGACAAGCCAGAGCGACAGGGCCCGUCCGUUGGGAGAGACUCACCCAAACAAGGGAAGCGAGCGCACCAGAAGAAGCGGCGACGCCUCCAUCAAGAACGGCGGCGGCGGGGAAGCCGACAGAGCCGCUCCCGCGCGGAGGAGCGGCGAACGUCAAGGCCAGCGCAGCGAGCGCGCCAAAUGGGGCGGCGCCGCCCCCACCUCCAAGCGCUAUUCCAAGUCGGACAUCCGCCGCCCGCGACGUCGCACGUACAGCCGCCCUAGCCGGGACGCCAGCCGGGGGUCUUCGGCCGACUCCGCGGAAGAAGGCGUGACGAGCGACGCGGCGAACGAGGAGCGCGCGCACCGGACGGACCGAGCCGGGGAGGCCCCCAGCGGGUCCAAAGGAGGCAAAGGCAGAAGGCGAGGACCACUCGGGGUCUCCUUGGAGAAGAACCAGGCCGCCUCCGGGGACCCCCACAAACACGGGCCGGCUCCUCGAGGCCGAGGCGGGGGUAUCCUGGUGCUGCCGUCCCGCGGCGACACGGCCAAGCUCCCGGAAUCGGGCCAGCGCACGCUUUUUGGAGGAGCCGCUCCCAGUGCCCGAGGGGGGCGCGGCGGGGGCGCCAGGCGCCUCUGGGACCCCAACAAUCCCGAGCAGAAACCGGCGCUGAACCCCGCCGGUCGGCGCUCGCUCCCGCAGGCGGCGCACGGACAGCUGCACUUUCUGGACACGGACGACGAAGUGGCGGGGAGCCCUCCGGUGUCGCGGCAGCCGCCCGCCGCCUUGGCCUACUACAGGUUCCAGAAGUCGGACAACCCCUACUGCUGCCCGCCGCCCGCCGCCCAGCGCUACCCUUUCCCCUCGGCGCCGCCCCGCCAGGCGGCCAACGGAGCGUACGCGCCCGUUCACUUGUACAGAGGUUACGCCCAGUCGGGCGGCGAGCUGACGGCGGAGGAGGCGGAGCAGCGCACCAGAGGCGACCUGUGCCGCAUGCUGCGGGCGGCCGACUCCCAGGAAGUUCAGCUGGGCAACUUGCUGUCGCGAGAUCGAAUCAGCGCCGACGGACUGGAGCGCAUGGCCCAGCUCAGGGCGGAGCUGCUGGGAGCGUACGAGCGCGUGGUCCUGAGCGACAUCGAGCUGGCCGACUCGCAGAGCGUGGACCAGGCGCUGUGGAAGAACGUCUUCUACCAGGUCAUCGAGCGCUUCCGCCAGCUGCUCAAGGACCCCGCCGCCGCCGCCAACGACAACCCGCCGCUCAUUCGCAACGUGCUGCUCACGCUGCUCGACGAGGGAGCGCACUUCUUUGACGCUCUGCUCCAGAAGCUGCAGACGGUCUACAGGUUCAAACUGGAGAACUACAUGGACGGCAUGGCCAUCAGGGCGCGCCCGCUGCACAAAACGGUGAAGUACGCCCUGAUCAGCGCCCAGCGCUGUCUCAUCUGUCAGGGAGACAUCGCUCGCUACCGGGAACAAGCCAGCGACUCGGCCAACUUUGGAAAGGCCCGCAGCUGGUACUUGAAAGCCCAGCAGAUCGCCCCCAAAAACGGCCGCCCCUACAACCAGCUGGCGCUGCUGGCCGUCUACACCAAGCGCAAGCUGGACGCCGUCUAUUACUACAUGCGCAGCUUGGCGGCCUCCAAUCCCAUCCUGACGGCCAGGGAGAGCCUGAUGAGCCUGUUCGAGGAGGCCAAGCGCAAGACGGAGCAGCUGGAGCGUCGCAGGAGGCAGGACGAGCGGGACGGCGGCUCCCGGGGGCCCGCCGUCCGGGGCCGCGCCGUGCCCGAGGACGGGGCGCGCUCCGAGGUCUGGCUGCGGCCCGGCGGACGCGCCGGGGACCCUGAACAGAACGGCGAGCUCAGCGGGCUCAGCGCCGGCGAGCUCAACAGGCGAUUCAUCCUCAGUUUCCUGCAUGCGCACGGAAAACUCUUCACUAAAGUGGGGAUGGAGUCGUUCCCGAGAGUGUCCCGUCGGGUUGUGCAGGAGUUCCGCGCGCUGCUCCAACACGGCCCGUCCCUCCUGGGCAGUACGCAGCUGCUGCAGAUCGUCACCAUCAACAUGUUCACCGUACACAACGCUCUCACUCGAGGCGGGGGUGUAGUAGAAGAAGAAGGAGGAGGAGGAGGGGGAGGUGAAGAGUGUCGUCCGAUGCUGCAGGAGCAGAGCACGGCCCUGGGCCUGGCCAUGUUUGCACUGAUGGUGGAACGCUGCACGCAGAUGCUCACCGACACUCCCGCAGCCGCCGCGUCCACGUCUGACGUCGAGCGGGAGGACAAAGAGGACGAGCCGGAGGCCCUGCUGAAGGUCUCGCGUUUCCCGGCGGACCUGCGGGAACUCCUCCCGAGCAUCAAGGUUUGGUCCGACUGGAUGCUGGGACACCCGGAGCAGUGGAACCCGCCGCCCUGCAGCAUAGACGACAGCCCGGACGUGUGGCGGUGCCUGGCCCGGCUGUGCAACGUGCUGGCCCGCGUGGACCACGGCGAGGUGCCGCUCUACAAAGUGGACACGGACGAGGUGGAGGGCGACGAGGAGCUGACGGUGCUGCAGCUGAAGGAGGACAGGCUCCUCGCCGGCUUCGUCCCCCUGCUGGCCGCGCCGCAGGAGCCCUGCUACGUCGAUCGGCACACUGACGCGGCCCAAGCCGCCGACUGCAAGCGGGUGACGGUGCUCAAGUACUUCCUGGAGGCGCUGUGCGGACAGGAAGAACCACUGCUGGCCUUCAAGGGCGGCAAAUACGUCUCGGUGGCGCCGGCCCCCCCGGCCCCUCUGAACACCGGCACCAGGCGGGACUCGCUCUCGGACAAAGAGGCCGAUGAUGUCAUCGUGGAGUCACCGCCGUCGGUGUCGGAAGGCGAGGAAAACGACGACGACGACGACGAGGUGGAGGAGGCGGCGGGAGACGGCGAGAGCGACAUCAGACAGCUGAAGGCACGGCGCCACGCCCUCGCCAACAAGCUGGUGCAGCAGCAGAAGCGCCGGCAGAAAAUACAAGCGGUGCUGCAGACGAGCGGGCAGCUGCAGCUGGAGGUGCGACCGGUCUUCCUGGUGCCCGACACCAACGGCUUCAUCGACCACCUGGUGGCGCUCAAGAAGCUCCUCCAAUGUGGAAGCUACAUUGUGGUGGUGCCGCUCAUUGUGAUCACGGAGCUGGACGGCCUGGCGAAAGGCCAGGACGCUUCGGGGGGAGGAGGAGGAGGAGGAGGACACGCGGCGGCGCACGUGCGCGGCGUGCAGGAGAAGGCGCGCCAGGCCGUGCUGUUCCUGGAGCGGGCCUUCGAGGCGCGCGAGCCGCGACUGCGGGCGCUCACCAGCAGGGGGACCCAGCUGGAGUCCAUCGCCUUCCGCAGCGAAGACACCUCAGGACAGCAGGGCAACAACGAUGACGUCAUCCUGUCCUGCUGCCUCCACUACUGCCAGGACAAGGCCGAGGACUUGAUGCCCGACCAGAGAAACGGGGGGACGGUGCGCCUUCAUCGCGAGGUGGUCCUCCUCACGGACGACCGCAACCUUCGCGUCAAAGCGUUGACGCGCAACGUCCCUGUCCGGGAGAUCCCCGCCUUCCUCAGCUGGGCCAAGGUGGGAUGAAGGCACCGACGGCAGCACUUGCGGCGCCACGGACGGGAAGGCGGCCCCCGUCCCAUCCUCCUCAGCCUCCUCUUCCUCGGGAUGACGUGUGUGCGAAUGUGUGCGCCAGGGCACGCCGGGUGGCCGGUGCGGCCAUUUGACGACCAAACGGCGCACUGCGGCGGAGAAGCCCGUGCGCAAGGCGGCGGCCCCGCCCCGCGCUGCGCUCUGGCCUGCCUGCCUGCUAGCUAGCUAGCUAGCGCGCGUGUGCAGGUGUUUCCUGCCUCGAAGGAAGUGCUGACUUCACUCAGAAGGGUUUGAAAAGUGAAGCUGUUGUUUCUGACGCUUGAAAUCCGAACUGCCGCGUUUUGGCAAAGGCUCCGCUUUGCGCGCGUCGACAUUAGAUGGACACCGACGCGACGUUCGGUCUCGGUUUUGAAGAAGACCUGUUUGUUUCCAAAGGGCAAAAGGUGCGAUGCUUUCUCACGACAAAUGUUGAGCUUCGGAUUCCCGAGAUUCAGCGCGCAAAGUGCAUGUUUUUGUUUCAACUUUGCUUCUACAUCUUGCGGUCCAGCUGGAGUGUUGUCGUCUAUUUAUUGGACUCCGGUUUUUGUUUUCGGCCUGUGUGUCGCGGUCGGCGCUGUUGUUCUAUAUUUUAUGGUUGCUAACAUUUACCAAACAGGUCCUGUGUUCCUGAUAUGUCAUUAAAAGCUUCACAAUGAUGAUGGCGAUGCUGUGAUAGAUGAUGGAGGGGCUAUAAAAAAUCUACACACCCCUUCCAAA